Callithrix jacchus (white-tufted-ear marmoset) is the source of this 4908-nucleotide messenger RNA. It is a transcript of the gene CYSLTR2, whose product is annotated as cysteinyl leukotriene receptor 2. The record is from RefSeq and is a predicted model, not a curated record. Gene Ontology annotation, cellular component: plasma membrane. NCBI's taxonomy places the organism in Eukaryota, Metazoa, Chordata, Mammalia, Primates, Cebidae. Gene Ontology annotation, molecular function: leukotriene receptor activity. Gene Ontology annotation, biological process: G protein-coupled receptor signaling pathway.
GCUCUGUCACCAGGCUGUAGUGCAAUAGUGCGAUCUUGGCUCAUAGCAACCUCCGCUUCCCUAGUUCAAGUGAUUCUCCUGCCUCAGACUCCCAAAUAGCUGAAACUACAGGUGCACGCCACCAUGCCCAGCUAAUUUUUGUAUUUUUAGCAGAGACGGGGUUUCGCCAUUUUGGCCAGGAUGGUCUCAAUCUCUUGACAUUGUGAUCCGCCCGUCUCGGCCUCCCAAAGUGCCAGGAUUAAAGGCGUGAGCCACCACACCCUGCGUUGUUUUUCUUGCCUAAUAUUAAUGAAGCUUUCUACCCAAUAAAUGAGGAUUUGAACAGUGAUGGGGAGGUGCGUAAUGGUUGGAUUUGGGACAUAUUUUAUGGGCAGAACAAAUGAAAUUUGUUAGCUCACAGGUGGGCAGUGGAAGAAAGAGAAGUUAGAAGAGACUUCUAGGUUUAUGGACAGAUUGACUAGCUAAAUUACUGUGGUACCAUUUGCUUAGUUGGGGUAGAUGGGGAGAUGCAGGACUGAGGGGGAAAAGAAAAGCUCUAUCUGGGCCACACUAAAUUUGGCCAUGAUUGUGGAUCAGAUAGAUAAAAGCAAGAGAAGAAGGAGGGAAGAAGUCAGAACACAGACCUCUGGGGAAAGCUCACAUGUAGAAAAGAGAUGGAAGAGGAGGCAUCAGAAAGAGACGCAAAGACGAGCAACAUGAGGGGUAGAAAAAGAACAAGGAACGUAACAGAAAUGAAAAAGUUUCAGGAAAGUGGCAAUGGUCAACUAUGCAAACAAGAGGGGAAGGAAGGUGAGGACUGAGAAAGGAUCUUUUAUGUGAACAAUGAGGAGGAGGUUAUUGGUGACCUCUGACAGAACAUUUUCAGCGGAGUGGAUAAGGUCUCUGCCUGAAAGCAAGUGAGUUGAAAAUGCAAGUGAGUGAGGGAAGUGCUUUAAACAAGUCUAGAGUGCUGUGUGAGGCAAUGUGGCUAUUACCGUUGCCACAGCAACAGAAACCAUUUAGGAGAACUAAAAGCUACUGAAAACCCCUGACUCUAACCCAUCAUAUCCGCUUGAUCUCUUGUGAAAGAUAAUGAUAAAAACCAGUCAUUAGAGGGGCAGGGCAAUUUUAAGUUUCUUCUUUUUAGACAUAGCCCCUAAUGAAAUCCUCCCCCUUCUUGAGAAGGGAACUUGCACUGACAUCUACACUGGCUUCUAAAAAGCACAGAUGACCUGCUAUACUUCCUGACUUUCUUGCUAUUGGUUGGCACCAUUCAUAAACAUACUUUGCUGUUUUACUUUUCUUUGAAAUGAGCAAGCUGAAUUAUGUGGAGGAGAAAGGCAGGAGAGAUAGAGGCAGCAGAAGCCAGGGCGGCUGAAACACAGAGACCUUCAGACAUUUUGACUAUCUGAACUAGAUAUCCCUCCAGUGUAUACAUAAAAAGUGAAUGACUCAUUUGAUAAGGAUGGAGAGAACAUUUAUGUCCUUACAUCCAUCCAUCUCCUUAUCAGAAAUGGAACCAAAUGCCACCUUCAGCAAUAACAACAACAACAGUAACUGCACAAUUGAAAACUUCAAGAGAGAAUUUUUCCCAAUUGUAUAUCUGAUAAUAUUUGCCUGGGGAGUCUUGGGAAAUGGCUUGUCCAUAUAUGUUUUCCUACAGCCUUAUAAGAAGUCCACAUCCGUUAACAUUUUCAUGCUAAAUCUGGCUAUUUCAGAUCUCCUGUUCAUAAGCACGCUUCCCUUCAGGGCUGACUAUUACCUUAGAGGCUCCAACUGGAUAUUUGGAGACCUGGCCUGCAGAAUUAUGUCUUAUUCCUUGUAUGUCAACAUGUACAGCAGCAUUUAUUUCCUGACUGUGCUGAGUGUUGUGCGUUUCCUGGCAACUGUUCACCCCUUUCGGCUUCUCCAUAUCAUCAGCAUCAGGAGUGCCUGGAUCCUGUGUGGGAUCAUAUGGAUCCUUAUCAUGGCUUCCUCAGUAAUGCUACUGGAUCGUGCCACUGAGCAGAACGGCAGUAUUACAUUAUGCUUAGAGCUGAAUCUCUAUAAACUUACUAAGCUGCAGACCAUGAACUAUAUUGCCUUGGUGGUGGGCUUUCUGCUCCCAUUUUUCAUACUCAGCAUCUGUUACCUGCUGAUCAUUCGAGUUCUGUUAAAAGUGGAGCUCCCAGAAUUGGGGCUACGGGUUUCUCACAGGAAGACACUGAUCACCAUUGUCCUCGCCUUGAUCAUCUUCUUCUUGUGUUUCCUGCCCUAUCACACACUGAGGACGCUCCACUUGGUGACAUGGAAAGUGGGUAUAUGCAGAGACAGGCUACAUAAAGCUUUGGUCAUCACACUGGCCUUGGCAGCAGCCAAUAGCUGCUUCAAUCCUGUGCUAUAUUACUUUGCUGGAGAGAAUUUUAAGGACAGACUAAGGUCUGCACUCAAAAAAGGCCAUUCACAGAAGGCAAAGAUAAAGUGUGGUUUCCCUGUUAGUGUGUGGUUGAAAAAGGAAACAAGAGUAUAAGGAGUACUUAGAUGAGACCUGUUCCUCUAUCCUUGUGUCCAUCUUCAUUCACUCAUAGUUUCCAAAUGACUUUGUAUUUACAUCAUUGCCAACAAAUGUUGAUUGAUUCUUAAUAUUUAGUUGACCACAACUUUUGUUAAUAAGACUUACUUCAAAAAUUUUAUUCAGUGUAUUUUCAGUUGUUGAGUGUUAAUGAGGAAUACAGGAUGAAAAAUUCCUACUAGAGUCCUGUGGACUGAAAUAUCAGACUGGGAAAAAAUACAGAGCACAUUGGAUCCUACUUUUCUUCAGAUCCUGAACCAGAUCUGUGGCCCAUCAGGCUUUCUAAAUUCUUCAAAACAUCCACAACUUCCCCAGCUUCUAUAGCUCCCCUGCCCUCUUCAAUCCCCUGAGAUAUAGCCAACUAACAAUGCUACUGGAAGCCCCAAAGCAGACAGGAAACACAUCCUAAGAUUCAGGGAAAGACUAACUGUGAAGAAGAAGGCUGUCCUUUCACAAAACAGCAUCAAGGUCCCAAGAAACGACAGUGAGAGAAAAGGGGGGAGACGGAUUAGAGCAAAAGAGAACUGAUGAUAAGUAGGGGAAGGAAGAAUUUCAUUUUGCAUUGGGAAAGGAGUUCUAACAUACUGAAGACAACACUAUUUCUAUUGUUUCUCUCUUGCCAGGGUAUUAGGAAGGACAGGAAAAGUAGGAGGAAGAUCUGGGGCACUGCCCUAGGAAAUGGAAGAAUUGUGUGUAGAAUGGGAGGGAGAGCAUCAAGGUCACGUAUCUUAAAAUUUUUUUUGAGAUGUAGGUUAGUUGACCUUGCUUCUAUUCUUCCCAGUAAUUCACUGGGAUGGAAGCCAAAAAUAAAAGAGUUAUCUCUGGGCUUUGGGGUUGGGCACACAAGGGAAAGAUGGAGUAGAGGGCAAGUUGCAAAGGUUGUUGCACCCCUGAAAUUCUGUAAACAUUUUGGCAGAAGAUGAGUAAGGUGAUGCUGUCUUCCCUCUUGAGAGAGUAGGAAAAUGCUAGAUAGUUUGAGAGAUUCCUUUCUGUCCACUGAAACAAGGCUAAGGAUACUACCAACUACUACCACCAUGACUGUUGUACUGCCAACAAUUGAGUACACUGCCCCUGCUAGGCAGAUUAUGCCAGGCGCUUUGCAUUCAUUAAUCCCAUUUGACAUGCACAUAUAAAGCUCUGAGUUUCCAUUUUACAGCUGAAGAAAUUGAAGCUCAGAAAAAUUAAGAAACUUGUUUAAGUUUACACAGCUAGUAAGAGUUCUCUGUGCAGAAGUAUUGGCUGGGUGCUCUCCCCACUGCUACCCUUGUCAACUUCCAGGAAGAUUGAAAGUCUGAAUAAAAGCUCUCCUCUCCUACCAGCUUCCUCCCCCUCCUCACUUUCACAAGAAAACCAAGGUUUUCUCCAUAGAGUUGUUGACUUCUGGUACAGUAAAGGGUGGAGGUGACAUGGCAGUCUGAAGGUUGGGAGGGACUAAAUCAUUCUUCCUACUAAACACAAAUCCCAGUACCCUUCCCUUAUUUAGCUACCAGAAUGAUGACAGACAGACUCAAACCCUGUCAAGACAGGACCCUGUGGAGGAUCCUCCUAUGGAAAACUGCAUAAUCUGAGAAAAAGGCUGAUUGAUACAGGUAGCUGGGGAUCCUUCAACACAAAAGCUGGGUGUCUGCCCUAUUACUCACCUGACAAUGAAGCCCACAGUGCAACAAAUCCAUUCUACUCACAGCAUUUGGUCAACCGGUCAGAGCCUCAUAAUUAUGAGCAACAGUCAAUGACCACAAUACUUUUGAGGAAAAGGCCCUAACAUGGAAAGCACCAACAAAUGUGAGAGUUAAUAGAGACCUUUUCGUAUAAAAGGUCUCAGCAUUUUCAUCACCCUUACACUUUUAUCAGAAAGCUAGUGGAGAAUGUAUUCAUCCAAAAUAAGAGAUUAAACCAAGAUAGAGGAAAACACAGUAGCUAGGAAACAAGGAAUCCAACACAGGAGAAAGGUGAAGGGAAUUCCCAGGAUGUUGGUGUGUGGCAGGCUCAGAAAGCAACUCAUUCAUGUUGGAGCAGAAUUCUUAAAGGGCUCUAAUAUGGAUGUCUCCCAGAAAAAGAAGAAAUUAAUUGAUUUAUACACAUUGAGAGGAAUUUAUAUUUCUUUUGGAAGAUUUAGAUAAAGUAGUGACAAAUACAUAGAAAAACAAGUAAGUGAAAACAAAAUACAGUUAUUAAAUGCUAGUGGAAAAGAAAUUUUUGUGUUAGGAAAUAUAACCAUAGUACACUACAUGGCUCAGCUGUGAAUAAUAUAUACAUAGCGAAUAAUGUGACUAUAAUAGUCUCCCAUUAUCUGUGAUUUUGCUUUCUUCAGUUACUCAUGGUCAAACAGUUGAAAAUAUUAAAUGGAAAAUUCCAUAAAUAAACAUGUCUUAAGUUUU